AAUGCGCCUUUUAUGAGUUGUUUCUUCUUCGAUGGUCUCUCUCUCUGUCUCACUCACUUGUAAAGCUUCUUCGCCCAUUUUCAAUUCAAGGGUUUCUCAGUGUGUGUGUGUGAGAGUGAAGAUAAUGGAAGCACUUGUUGUUGAUGCGGGCUCGAAGCUUCUGAAAGCAGGAGCAGCGAUUCCUGAUCAGUCUCCUGCAAUGAUAAUCCCAUCUCAGAUGAAACGAAUGGUUGAUGAUGCGCCUGAGAACCCCACCACUGUUUUUGAAGACGUCACUCUUGAUCCUAUUGAAAGGGGUUUUAUUAGAGACUGGGACGCUAUGGAGGAUCUGCUGCGUUACGUUGUGUACACUGGGCUUGGAUGGGAAGAGGGAAACGAAGGCAAUAUUCUCUUCACAGAUCCACUCUGCACUCCUAAGGCUAUUAGGGAGCAGUUGGUACAGUUGAUGUUUGAAACGUUCAAUGUUUCUGGAUUCUAUGCGUCAGAGCAAGCAGUGUUGUCCCUUUAUGCCGUUGGAAGGAUCUCUGGUUGCACUGUUGAUAUUGGUCAUGGCAAGAUAGAUAUUGCCCCAGUUCUUGAAGGUGCUGUGCAGCACAUUGCCUCGAAACGGUUCGAGCUCGGUGGAACCGACCUGACAAAACUAUUCGCCCAAGAGCUUGGAAAAUCCAACCCUUCUGUGAAUCUCAGCAUGUCUGAUGUUGAAACACUGAAGGAACAGUAUGCAAACUGCGCCGAGGACGAGACUGCUUACGAGAAAACCCAAAACUGUGAAAUCGAGCAGCAUACACUUCCUGAUGGACAGGUGAUAAACAUUGGGAGAGAGAGAUACUCUGUUGGUGAAGCUUUGUUUCAGCCAUCAAUACUGGGACUCGAGGAGCACGGAAUAGUUGAACAGCUUGUCCGGAUUAUCUCCACGGUAUCAUCCGAGAACCAUAGGCAACUCUUGGAGAACACUGUACUUUGUGGUGGUACAACCUCCAUGACAGGAUUCGAAGGAAGGUUUCAGAAAGAAGCAAGCUUGUGCUCAUCUGCCAUUAGGCCAACGCUGGUGAAACCUCCUGAAUAUAUGAGUGAGAAUUUGGGAUUGUACUCGGCUUGGAUAGGAGGAGCAAUACUAGCCAAGGUGGUGUUUCCGCAGAAUCAGCAUGUUACUAAAGCUGACUACGACGAGACUGGGCCAUCCGUAGUUCACAGGAAAUGUUUCUGAUCCUGAAACAACCAAAACGUUUGUACUUCUUGUUGUAGCUGAGGAUUGUUCUUGUUUAUUUUUCUGUGUUUGAACACAUCCCACUAAAUCUAUGUACUUCUAAGCAGCUUACAUGAUUUGAAGAUUUGGACCAUAUUAAGUAC
Brassica rapa (field mustard) is the source of this 1350-nucleotide messenger RNA. RefSeq names its product actin-related protein 7. Lineage: Eukaryota; Viridiplantae; Streptophyta; Magnoliopsida; Brassicales; Brassicaceae. The record is from RefSeq and is a predicted model, not a curated record.